CCUUGACUGUUCACAUUGGAUAGUCCCGAAGACCUGAAAUCGUAUUGUAAAAUCAAGAAUUCAGAGUCAAGAAAACAAUUUGUUUUCACAAAUUAGUUAGAAAAGAUAUUAGGAUUGUUGAUUUAAUAUAUAUUCGACUUAAUUCCUGUGGGCACAAGUUUUACAAGUUGACGAGGUUUUGAAACCAACAGUAACGAUAACCAUAUCAACAUGAUCAUAAGCGCGGUUAUCCCAGUCAUAUGAAAGAUGUUGCUUCCUAAUGAGCGAAUGACUAUUAAAGAAAGGAAACAUGACUAUCUUUACGAUCCCUUAUACAGUCUUUCAAGUGCAGCUGACCAUGAACGGGUUGCAACUAAAGAUCAUUUAGAUGUGUCGAAAAUGCAAAAAUUGUUCUCCUUUCAGAAUUUGUUCAGUGAAGUACCCAUAUAUCGUCCUUAUAUAUGGCGUCUAAAUCCAAGUGAUCCCGUACCUAUGUUCAUGUCUAGGUAUUUUCACCCUGUAGAUGUUUGCAAAAAGUUAAUCCAAAUGUAAGAAUUUGAAUCCUUUAAUUCUCAAAGGAGUCAGCUUAAAAAAAACAAAGAUCUAAUGAUUGGUCAUGUGUUUGAGGGUAUGGAUCGGUCGAAAUAUUUCACCCAUCAUACCUUAUCUCUUUGUCCAUAUCCUUCAGGAAAUCCGAAAAUUAUGGAUAUUACGUUGGACUCUUUAGUAGGAAAUCAAAAUAUCACCCAAAUAGAUCUAAGGCCGAAACGACCUGUCUAUAUAUCACGUUAUGUGCAGACAAUGUAUCGUGAUUCAGAGGCGCAAACUGACCCAUAUUCUCCAUUGUAUGUUGUCAAUACAAGGGAAAACCUUGAGACACUGAAAUUAACUUCGUUGAGUUAUGGAUAUGGACUUCCAGUCGGAUUAUUUGAUGUUGAAAGAAUUGAACGUGCAAGACGAAGACGAGAAAUUGAAGCAAAUUUACCGCCGUAUAAAGAUAUUGCAAAUAAUCUGGUACAAAUUGCCAAACGACGUAAAAUUUUGGAAGGUUUGGAAAAUCGCGAAUGGUACUUCAGAGAAAGAGAGGUUGAAGCAAUGCAAGAAGUUCGACUAAAUGUAAUCGUUCAACUUUUGCGUAGACGUGAACAACGUAAACAAGAAGUCAUAUCUAGGCGAUUAGAUCAGAAAUGGAGCGAAAGUUGUGCACAGAAUGAGACAAAAUGCAGAGCUAUAAAAUAUCGUUAUAUUGGAGAGUUACGCAAAUUAUUGAAACUUCGGUUAGCUGCUAAAGAAUAUAAAUUUAAACGUGAUAUGAUAAUGGAUUAUGCUAAACCAUCAUCUCAAGUUUUUGCUCCACUCACGCGACUUGGUGUAUUUCCAGAUCGUAGUUCUGAACGUUAUGUUGUAAAAAAUAUAUAUUCAUCGCGUUAUGAAGGUCUACUUACUUUAGAAGCCAGAUUGCCUCGAUUUGCAUUCCAACCAAGAAUUAGAUUACAACAACCGAAACUACACACAAAAGAUGGAUUUUUAAAACGUAAAUAUCGCCAUCAAAAAGAAUUAGCUGAAUUACACGAUUAUUUGCAAAAACCCUCAGUAAGUGAACGAAAUACCGCUCUAAGAAAACCACGAUUUUUACAAAAGAUUGAAAAACCUAUGCCACGUCCAAUAACCUCAGAUUAUAUAACAAUAAAAAGUGAAGAAUCUGAAAGACAAGAAGUAGCUGUAAUUAUGUUGCAACAAUUAAUUCGCGGGCGUGCAAUUCAGACUCAAAUGUAUGAGGGUAAACGAAAACGUAGUGAAUUAAUUGCUGAGUCAAGGUCAACGCAUGCUCUGUUAGAAGAUGAACAAGCUCAAAAAAAACGUGAAAAAUUAACCAUUUUAACAAAACAAGAAGAUUUCAGUCAUCUUUUGCAUCAAGAGCAUCUAGUAGAAGAUAUCUUAGGACAGUUUGAAUGUGAUAGUUUAGCUAAUAUGUUAGAUUUUCUGAGUAAAGAAUUGGAUCGUCUAAUCGAAGAGCGACGUAUACAUGCAUUAGUACUAAUAGCAGAACGUCAACGUCGUAUACGAGAAGCGGAAGAAUGUGGUACACGUCAAAAAGAAGAGCGCAGAAGGAGAGAACAAGAUGAAAUUUUCAAACAGCUUGUUAAGGUACACGAAGAUACAGUUGAUAGUUAUCUGAUAAAUAUUGCUGGCUUAGCUGUAAAUAGUGCAGCUGAUUACUUAGCUAAGGAAGAAAUUUCGACAUUAGCUCAAAAAAUUGAACAAGCUAAUCUCUAUGAAUUAAAUCGUGGUGAAUUAGAAACAAAUGAAUUAGCUGCUGAAUUAAUACAUAAUUUCUUAAUACCGUUUGUAAGUUGUAUGAUAUUAACUGUUUUGAAAAAAAAUGUUUGUCUUUCUUUAAAUGAUAGUUUUUUUUUGUUGGCUGGCAUCAAAUGGAAAAUCACUAAAACCAGGAAGCAUUGGCAGUGGUUCUCAUUUUUUAGACCCGUCAACAUUACCCAGUCAUUACCCCCCCUCACAUGAGAUUGAACCCAAAACAUUAGGAUCUCUUAGCAUACAUAAUGCCUUAAAACCACUCAGUCACUGGUUCACAUGUCAGACUCUAUUCAGUCAACAAUAAAGUUGAGAUUGUAAACCGUUAAAGGUCGAUUCAGGAAUCUUAUAGCAACAGGUUUGUUAGAAAAUCUGAAGUUUUUAAGUUAAACUUCACAGCUGGUAAUUAGUUCACCGGUUGAUGUCAUUUCAUAAUGAAGAUUAUUUUUAGAAAUUAAUUAAUCUCCAUAAAACGCAGCUGAACAAAAAUGUUUUUAGUGUAAAGAUUUUGUGGAAACCUGUCUAAUUUGUUGGUGAUCUUCUUCAAAGAUUGACGAUAGUUGAAUGUAAUCAUAAACUUAAUAUUUUUAUACUUCAAGAUGAGUUUUUGAACUUCUGGUGAAAAAUCAUAAUCACUGAACUUUAGCUAUUUCAUAUAUAAGACUGUCUUCACUAUUGGCUAUAGAUGGAUGACAUGGUGUGAUUCGAAUUGCGUGAAAUCGGAAUUUAAUGUUUAUUUGAUGAUAAACUAAUGGUCCGCUGGUUACAUACUCUCAAGGAACCCCGAAGAUCUCAGGCCCUAUCUCUGGUGUAGUCUGAUCAUCACUGAUGAGGAAUCUCAUGCUAGAAAAGAACAAUGCUCCUGUUUUGAAUGUUAUCUUCAACUGAUUUUCUGUUUAUACCUAAAUAAAUAAUUACGAAAACAAGAUUCUACUUAAGGUAGCUUGAAAAAGAUGAAUCAACUGAAGAGUUGUUAGAAAUUAGUCUGUAUUGAGAACUAUCUAAUAUUAUUGAUCUCAGCACUCUGUCUCACAAAGGAGGCCUACAGCAUCACUUACUUACUCAAUUCUGUUGCCUUUCUUGAAGCAGCAUAGGUCGCCCAUCAGCGUUCUCCAUCCAACUCUGUCCUGGGCAACCACGGGGACCAUUUGAUGUUUUUACUUCACAUGAUUGAGAAUCAGUGUCAGCGCUCUAAUUUCCGUAAAUUUGUAACAUAUAGCAAAAAACUUCAUACUAGAAUCGAUGGAAAUUCGUCUCCACACUUAAUUUUGUUGACUCUACAAGUUAAUUUUUAUUAUCACUUUCAGAAUAAGUACAUAAAAUUCUCUAGUUGUCAAUACCAAGGUUGAACUUGAUAGUCUAAAGUAAAUUGAGCAUUAGGUAGAAAGUUAUUAAGGAUAAAAUAAUUAUACUAAAAACGCAAAGAGAUCUCUUUUUAGCGAAUUUAUUAUCAAGCUGUACAGUCGUUUAUCUGUAUGAAGUUUUUUGUUAAAGUGUUAUGUCCCGAUAAGCAUAAUGAAUGGUAACUUUCGCGAUCCAUUUAUGGAUCAAUACUAUGCGUAUAUUUUUAUCGUAUAAUUGUUAAAUAACUAAACUGUUCAUAUUCAUUUCCCUCUUAUUAUAAGCUUUAUUUUAACCUACGAACUAUUAUUAUACGAUUUACCAUUCUUGAAUUAUGCCCUGGCCAUUAAUUACUACCUCCCGCAUUCACAGCCACAUUUGGCCAAAUCUUGUAUAAAUGUUGUUUCCUAUUUUAUUGGUACGAUGUGGUCUGUCUGGUUGCUAAAUAAACCGAGUAUGUUUGAAAUAAAUGAUUCAUAUUGCAGAGGCUGAGAUUGGUGUUCUGGACUUAACUGGGUGGGCUAGGCAGGAAGCAGGACCGAUAAGUACUCUAGACCGCUCGUACGUGUUUUAUGCGCAUGCGUCACUGGUCCGAUCGAUAAUUCACUGCUCCAUAAUUGGCGGUCAGUGGUAUAACACAAAGUAUUAUUUCCGUGAGGGCAAAUGAACAAUGAAUAAACAUGAUGAUGUAAUAAAUAGAUUGCGUAAUAUGAAUAAUAACAAUUACCGAUUGUGUGUACAAAUAGGAAAACCUUGUAAAAUUCAUAAGUUAGCAACGGAUGAUAAUGUGGAUGAUGUAAGUUGAUUAAAAUAUCCAGUUCUUCCAGGCUUUCAAUGAUGUUGUAGCUUAAAUCGUUCUACCUUUUUGUGCGAAAUGUAGAGCUCCCUAUUCUUCUUUGGAAACAUUUAAUGGGAAGCAUUUGUGUUUUGGCAAAAUUCGAGAUGAUUUUUAACGUAAUAUGUGUGACUAAUUUUCUGGUAUCUGUUCGAAUACCAGUUCAGGAAUUGGAGCAAUUUCUAGAGUAUUGAGAGAUUUUCUAUGUAAAUCAAAAUGUGAUCCUGUUUCUAGUAGACCUAUUUCGCGAGUACUAAUAGGUCUGUUUGAAAGAUUACGAACCACCCUCAGAUCAUGAGAAGUAGAUUUCUUCAGUAAUUUUGACUGAAUUAGAUAUUCUAAUUUGUUUUCUCUAUACUACUUAGACUUGUGUUAAUUGAUUUACAUUAUUUAUCCAUUUACUCUGAAUCAGUGAAUUAGAUUAAGUCACGGAACGUCAGAAAUGCAAAUUUCUACUCAUUGGGAUAUCACAAAAAUAUAAUUAUUUUAUCAUUAUAAAAGUUUCUGUUUUGACAAUAUAACAUGAACGAAAGAAUCGAUCAUUACUAAGCUGUAUAAAAUAGAAAUCGAUAGAUUUAACUAUUACUGAAAUCAUGAACUGAUCUCAUUUGGUCAAUCGAUGUAAAUUUAAAAUCAUGGAACGGCCGUUUCGUCAUAGUAUUGAACUCAGCAGUGCACGUCUACGACCUCGCACGUGGGAGUCGAACGCAAGACCUUCAGUCUCGCGCGCGAACACUUAACCUCCAAACCACCGAGCAAAAAUUCAGUGGUGUAUCGGUCUAACUUCAAUCAAGCCACGGUAUUGCACGACUAUCCAAUGCUUUCAGGUUUUCAAUCCUUGUCUAACUUAGGUCUGUCUGUAAUUUUAAUGAUACUCAAUAACCUUCAUAAAACCCUGCUGAAGAUUUAUCUUUGUACGUCGUAUAAAUCAAUAUAUGAAUUAUAUGUUUUCAGUAAUUUUUGGCUAUAUUGUGCAAAAUGAACACUUACUCAUCCGACAUUGUCGUUUAUUCGUGACAUGUCGAUUUCUCUUUCUUUAUUACACAUGGAUAAUCGUUUGAAGACUUUUAAUAAAAAUAAUUUAGACCCCUAAUAAACAAUCACGAACUAUCUCGAAUUUACAUAUAUCUGUUAUUGUCAUGAGAAUUUAUUACCGGACGAAUUAAACUCUACAACCUAGCUUAUUGGACAGAAAUUAUUGAAGUUGAAGUGUAGUUCACUGCAAGUGUCCUAUCGAUAAAUAUUUCUUCCCAACCUACCAUUUGUAUCUCGUUUCAUUCCAAGGUCUACAAACUGAAGCAUCUUGUCAUGUUCAUGUUCCACUGUAAAUCGGGUAAUUGCGUGUGGCAUGUUGAUAAUCAUCACAGGCCACAAAUGCACAUUCAAUUUACCUGACGUACAAUGUUUUGUCAUUGAUUACUAAUUUCGUUGCCGUCUUUCAUAGGUUUUACGUACCUCAGUGGGCUACCCAUAAACAACUCUAUUAAUACGAAAAUAUCAGACAUUAUUGAAUUAAAAGUGGUUAUCUUUGGUAAAUAUUUAUAGAAGCUACCUAAAUUCAUCUUCUGUUAGGAGGUUAAGUCAGAGUAUUGACAUGUUAUUUGCAUGGGUUAUUCUAUCGAGAUGCUAGUAAAUAACAGUGAUAAAUAAAAUAAAGCCAUGAAUUUAUCGAAGAUUUCAAUAUUUUCUAGUCAUUGAAUAAAUUAUAAAGUGUCUAUCAAGCUUUGAACAGAUAAAUUUAAACGAAUCAGUCCUAAAUAAUGGGCUAAUCAGUGGGUGAGAUUGUGAAAUGAAUUGAUAAUAGUGGUCAGAAAAAAAAUUAGGUUUAUGUAUUCUUGGUAUGGAUUUUGUGAGUGUAUCUUGGGAUAUGGAAUUUAAAUAAAAACAAAAGUAUUCUCAGUUCUAUUCAAGUUAAAACUUCAUAAGUUGCAGAUAAAUUUCCCAGGAAUGUCUACACGUAGUUGGUCUUGAAAAAGGACUUUUGAUAAUAUCUUUUCACUUUCUAUAAGCUUUUGACGCAACCUCUCGGAGGAAAUAGUAAAAUUCACCGCACAAUAUUGACUUCUUCAACGACUUGAUUUGGAUCAGAAGCUCUGGUUCUUAGUUUACAUACUAGGUCUGUUGCAGCUUCAACAUAAGAUUUUUCAUUGGUGGAGGUAAUGCUCAUCAGCUCAACGUUCUCAUUUUCUAACACUGACAUCUGGUAUAGUUUUUCCUUAUUUACUGCUCUUUUCAUUAUUCUUUUAUAUAGUACCUACAAUGAUUUUUAAUGUAUAAUUCUAUUGUGUUUAGGCUAUAAGCAGCUGAUAAAAAAACUGUGAACUAUUAUUAAUUUAUGUCAUUCUGUUACGUUAGUUAUCCUUCCUUUAAUGAGAUUCGGAAAAAUGUAUCGAUAAUUAUUUAUAAAUGUUUCUAGGUAAACAAAAGUUCACAUGAGUUACAUGAGGAACGACGGAAACGCAAAUAUUUAAAUGGUGCACAUCGUGAAAUAUGGGGUCCAUCACACGAUGCUUCUAGAAAUGUAUCCGACUCAACUGGUCUACAAUUAAAACAUCAUGAUACAACAACCUCGACACCAAAUGUCUGGUGGUGAAAUAAGCAGAACAGUCAGUUAUGCCAAAUGCAAAUACCAUGGAUAGAAAAAUAAAGGAAAUUAGACACACCGACUAAUAACCUGGAAGUACGCUACAAUGACAACAAUAGUGAUGAUAAUAAUAAUGUACGACAAUUUUACAAUUUUAUUUAAUCCUUAACGAUUAUUGUUUUCACUUAAUUCUUUGGUCAUAAGGAGAAAUUUACCAAGCAUUCAAUUAAUAAAACGUAUAUUUUCGUUCAUGUAGCCAUAUAUGAUACACUCACCCUGUCAAUAUUAUCUAAACUAGGAAUAUUUUGUUAAAUUUAAUGUGACUUUUGAGUCUAUAUUUAUUACUUUUGGGCAUUUUUAGUUCUUAGUAGUCAGACAUCACGAUAAUUUCGAGAAAUAUUUUCAUUUUGACAGAUUUUUUAAAAUUUAAUAAAACGAACGUAGACAAAUUAUCUAAUCGAAUUGUUAAGAUAAGCAGAUUGCGUAAUAAUACAAUUGUUAAU
Messenger RNA from Schistosoma guineensis, 7555 nucleotides. The record is from the annotation of a GenBank genome assembly. Lineage: Eukaryota; Metazoa; Platyhelminthes; Trematoda; Strigeidida; Schistosomatidae.